Molecule: messenger RNA, 1097 nt
Organism: Ricinus communis (castor bean)
Lineage: Eukaryota; Viridiplantae; Streptophyta; Magnoliopsida; Malpighiales; Euphorbiaceae
Exons: 8
Coding region: 1-891 (296 amino acids)
Source: RefSeq, a predicted model, not a curated record
AUGAGUACUGCUUCUUUAACUCUUUCUCUCCCCUUCUUUCACGCUCCUUCUAGACGCAAUUUUCGCGCGCGUCCAACUCACUCUCCGAAGACCUUCUCACCACACUCUCCAUUCAAAAUCAAUCACCAGAGAACUCUCCGGCAACAACAUUCAAUAAUCAUGUCUUCAUCAAUCUCUCAACCUCCGACAAUAACCGAACUCGCCGUAGAUUUCCAGAAGCUUCUGUCUCCCUCCUCCGGUCUCAUCUCCAUUUGCGGCUUCGGUUCUCUACUCUCCGAGAGAAGCGCGAAAAGCACAUUUCCUGAUCUAGUGAACUUUAGAGUUGCGAGAUUAAACGGAUUUAGACGCGUCUUUGCUCACGUGGCUCCUAUUUUCUUUGAACGCGGCAUCGCCAAGCCUGAAACUAAGGAGAUUUCUAGCUUGAGCGUGGAGCCUUGCGAAGGUGAAACUCUUAUAGUUACAGUUUUUGAGAUCGAUAAAUCAGAGAUUCCUGCUUUUAUGGAGAGAGAACUUGAGUUCCGAUUUCUAGCAGUUGUGCCUGAAACACUUGAUGGCAAGCCAUUUGAUAGUCCAGCGGUGCUUUGCGCGCGCUACAGUGAUGAGGAAUUUUUCCGGAUUAGAUGUAAAGGAAGUAAAGAGACUUAUUUUCAGCAUUAUGGAAGAUAUGGCAUUUCCAAGAUCUGGAGAGAUGAUAUCUUACCUUGCCGUACUUAUCUUCGACACUGUGUAUUAGCAGCAAAGAAUCUGGGAAGUGCAGCUCACAACAACUUUUUGGAUCACACUUUUCUUGGGGAUCGUAAAACAACCAUCCGCAAGUAUCUAGCAACAACAGGUGCAGGUAUAAUGGAAGAAGAGCCCCCUGAGUCCCUCAAGACCCGCUAUGGUGGCUGAUGACAUGACACUAAAUAGCAGGGACAUACGUCUAUGAAGGAUUAUUGGAUUUCAAGAUUGGUUGGAUCAAAUGUUAUAUUCCCUGUUAUCUCUGAUAAGGCAAAUAAAAAAGCUGUAAAUUAAAUGUUUUUGUAUUGUUGAUUCAUGAGGAAUGCAAGUUGAUAAAGUGAUCUGGUCAAUAAAGUUUUUGGUCUCUUUCCAAGUUA